CCCAUCCCGUGCACCGCCUUCACCGACGUCGAGUCAGGAUGGCGAGUGCUUUAAACGUCGUGAUUUACCAAUAGGAGUCGCUAAAUCGGAUAAAAAGCCAGGAACCAUCCGUACACGGCGCGCCCCGUGGCCUGAGCCGUUGUUCACCUCGUCGCCCAACCCGUCGCCGGCACUGUCGCCCUCCUCGUCGGCCAACUCGCCGCCGGCCCCGUCUCCCGUUUGUUCGCCCGACCCAUCGCACUACCUACGGCCGGCCGUGUCGCCUGCCCCGUCACUCGGACCAUGGUCGGUUCCGUCUCCUACCCCGUCACUCGGAUCAUGGUCGGCUCCGUCGCCUACCCGGUCACUCGGAGAAUGGCCGGCCCCGUCUCCCGUCCAUUCGCCCAAGUCGACGCCCGCCCCGUCAGCCAACUCGUCGCUGACCCUGCCACCGAUCCGGUGUCCCGUGCCGGCACCCAACCGGUCGCCAAGGCCGGCCCUGUCGCCUACCCCGUCACUCGAACCAUGGUCGGUUCCGUCUCCUACCCCGUCACUCGGACGAUGGUCGGCUCCGUCUCGUACCCUGGCACUCGAGCCAUGGCCGGCUCCGUCGCGUACCCGGUCACUCGGAGAAUGGCCGGCCCCGUCUCCCGUGCCGGCACCCUACCGGUCGCCAUGGCCGGCCCUGUCGCCUUCCCCGUCACUCGAACCAUCGUCGGUUCCGUCUCCUACCCCGUCACUCGGACCAUGGCCGGCUCCGUCGCGUACCCGGUCACUCGGAGAAUGGCCGGCCCCGUCUCCCGUGCCGGCACCCUACCGGUCGCCAUGGCCGGCCCUGUCGCCUACCCCGUCACUCGAACCAUCGUCGGUUCUGUCUCCUACCCCGUCACUCGGACCAUGGCCGGCUCCGUCGCGUACCCGGUCACUCGGAGAAUGGCCGGCCCCGUCUCCCGUGCCGGCACCCUACCGGUCGCCAUGGCCGGCCCUGUCGCCUUCCCCGUCACUCGAACCAUCGUCGGUUCCGUCUCCUACCCCGUCACUCGGACCAUGGCCGGCUCCGUCGCGUACCCGGUCACUCGGAGAAUGGCCGGCCCCGUCUCCCGUGCCGGCACCCUACCGGUCGCCAUGGCCGGCCCUGUCGCCUACCCCGUCACUCGAACCAUGGUCGGUUCCGUCUCCUACCCCGUCACUCGGACCAUGGCCGGCUCCGUCGCCUACCCGGUCACUCGGAGAAUGGCCGGCCCCGUCUCCCGUUCAUUCGCUCAACAAUAGCCGUCGCCUAACUCGUCGCUCAACUUGUCGCCGUCUGAGUACUACUAAACAUCCGUAAAUAGCAGAUGUUGCCGAAUCCGCUGGCGUGAAGGCAAACUACUAACAAACCCAACACUAAACUAAAAGCCAAGAUAGGCGAAGCGCAAGUGCCAUGAUCACGGGACGACGAAACAAUGUACGUAUAGAAAUACAUAAUUACUGAAAAUUUCAGCUGUGGAGCUGUUGCGUUUUUUGAGAUACAGUUGAUGUUUCUUACUAAAGGUAGGAGAAAUAAAAGGUUUCGAAGGAGCGGCGAGUGGUAAUUUUAUGUAGGGUAUUAAUGACAUUGUAACGAAUAUACUAAGGGGAUGACUCAGACUAUGAUUCUGAGUUAAUAUCAAGUGGAAUUUUCCGUCGCAAAAUUCAUGAUGAUUUUUUAGACUUUUUUGAUAAUUUUCAAUUCUAUACUUUUGCGAUGGAAAAUUCUACUUGAUAUUAAUCAGAGUAAUCAACUGAAUCACCCCUCUCACUAUUUGUUACGAUGUCACCUUACACCCCAUACAAAUAAAUACAGGUAGCCAUACAAGUACGUACGGGUGUUAGUGACACCAUAACCAAUACUGAAGGGGAUGCUUCAGACCAUGAUUCCGAGUCGAUAUCAAGUGGAAUUACCUGUUGAAAAAGUUUUCUUCUGUACUUUUGCGACGGAAAUUUCCACUUGAUAUCAACUCAGAAUCAUGGUCUGAAUCAUCCCUCGAAGUUUUCGUUACGAUGUCACUAACACUCCGUAUACAUUAAUUAGCUCUGUAUAUUGUAAUUAUUUCCAUCUCUGUUAUCAUGUAUCAGUCAGUAUCUAUCUAAUCUUACUGACGCCUUAUGAGUCGCAUUUUUAGGUGUGGAUUGGCUUGCUGGUGGUGAUGUGUCUAAGUUACCACGCGUCAAAGUGCUCGGCUUUCUGUUUUCGAUUUGAGAUUUUUUUUCUUCAAUCUUCUUUAAUUCCGAUGAUUCUAGCACUAUUUUUUGAUCCAUAGGUGCUAAGUCCUUCUGAAUUCGUUUUUCAAUAGCUUCUAAGGUCACUUUUGCCAUAUUGACUUAAAUGUCGGCGUUAGUUAUGAAUUAAGAAGAGAAAUUGAUCAAAUCGGAAAAUAAAAUGAAGUUACAUCACUUCCGUUAUGAAGUUGCAACGCUCCGACGAAAGGUGGCGUACGGCCAGAGCUGCGUGAAGUCGAGGGAGUCACUACAGAGUCGUCGUGUCGAGCGGACGUGCACUGCCGUUCUAGUCGGGCAGUCUACCGCGAACCUUCGUCGUGAACGGACGUGUGGAAUAAUUACGAUCGGAACGUGGAGUGCUAUAGUCGCUCACCUAUAACUUGUAGGGACGUUAAGAAAGUGUGAUCGGAAAAGAGCACCUAGCAAGUACGUUCACAUGGCCCGAUGAUUCGGUCCGAAUGUUGGAACCAUGGGUGGUGGAGGGCCCCUUCGCGCUAACGUCCUUAUGCGCGCUAGAUAACGAGAGACUGUGUAACCGUUACGAAUACUGUGACGUUGCCGUGAGUGUGUACCUUAUGCUGUGACUUUAUUUAAUCGUGAUACAAAAACUAUGUGGAAGUAAAUAAAAUGAUUGUGAUACUGAUGACGGCCAUUAUUGUCUUCUAACGCCCACUCUUCUAACGCCCAUCCCUUCUGACAUCACACCACUGUUACGACAUCAGAAGCGGGAUUAGUGAACUUGGAUGAAGACAAUGUGAUGCGACGUUCACUACAAGACAAUGUAAGUUUGGAUUAUCACAAUCAGAAGAAGAUUAUGAUGACUAUCACGUUCGUGUGAUCACGUGAUGAAGAUGUAGUCUACAGCCAUGCCUGAAUUUGGAGAUGGACCUGAAUUUGAAGUGACCUGGACCUUGUUAAUGAUCGACAUCACUACAUGCCGUAAGAUAUGAUGGCGUGAACAUCACAAUAUUUCCAUACUGUGUGCAGUCGUGUUUGAAAAUUAUGGUACCUCAACUUGAAAACUGUUAUUACGGUGAGUCGUUUUCAUACUGGAACCUUAUUGUUAUUGACUUCAUUGGUAUGUGAAUUUUCGUUUCUAAUAAUGAGAAAAUUGCCUUUUUUAAAACCAAAUUGCCGAGACAUAUUGUGUCAAUCCGUGUCAAUCAUACCGCGUUUUCCAAUCUGUUUUCAUCAUCGUCAAAUCUUUGUAUUUUGGUCUAAAAAUAUUUUGAAUUGGUGUAGACACGCUUAACCUGCGUGGUUAAAGUUGUAUUUUCUCACUUCAAACAAAAAGAAAAUUAAUCAUGAAAUGAUAAUAAUUAACUCUAGUUAAAUCACGUGUUUUGUUAUCUACCGUCAUUCAUCAAAUCUUUUUAAACCGAUUGAAAGAAAGUCAUGUGAAUACGAUAAUACAGUGAAUUCUUUUGUUUCAUGUCAAAACUUUGCACGUGGUUCGGCAACUGGUGGAUUGCAAGCGGCAAUCCAAGUGGCGCGGGCUGAGCUGUAGCCGUGUAAAGUGACGACAUCGUGGCAGCGCGUUGUAUACCAGCCGGACUUGCUGCGCCGGCGCUGUUGAAGACCUAAACCAUGUCACAAGACCGUGGUUGAUCUUUUAUUGGAAAUUCUUAUAAGGCCUGGUGAGUCGUAUCUGUUUUACCUGAUUUGAAAGAUGGGAAGUUUUAAUAGGAUACAAACGAAUAUAGUGCAGAAAGUUCUCUUUUGUUAACUUUAGUUAAAUUAGAAAUCGUAAUGAAGUGAAGUAAACAUUGCGAAGUAAAAUGAUUUGGAUUAUGAUUAAGUGAAAUAGACUUGGAAAAAAUGCCUCGAAGCGAAUUGCCUUCUGAGUUAAAUGUUACUGAUUUAGAGAGUGAAUAAGAUGUUACACGGCACACAUACUUUGGUAUUGUUAUUUUCUCUUUUGUUGUUGUGCUGCAUUUCCAGCGUAGUCGUAACUGCAGUCCCGUUAGAGGCUGUUCAGGGCGCGGUGUGCGACUGGAGGUGUGGUGAGUGUGUAGGUCCAUGGGGACCUGGUUUUAGUGGUAUAUGAUUACCUUGUGGAAAUGACCAAUGAUGGUCUGUUAUGAAAGUGGCAAAUGGUUGCCAAUGUUAUCACCGAGUAUUAAGGUGCACUGUGGCUCCAGCGUAGUCGUAACUGCAGUCCCGUUAGAGGCUGUUCAGGGCGCGGUGUGCGACUGGAGGUGUGGUGAUUGUUUAGGUCCAUGGGGACCUGGUUUUAGUGGUAUAUGAUUACCUUGUUGAGAUGACCAAUGAUGGUCUGUUAUGAAAGUGGCAAAUGGUUGCCAAUGUUGACUUAUAACCGAGUAUUUAUGUGCCCGUGUAUGUGUGUGUAUAAUGAACAGUCUAAGAUACUUUUUGUUUUUUUUUUAUCAUUAGUUGUUGAUUGAGGCAUUCUUUCAAACUGUUUACUCUGUGUGGUGAUGCACUCUGGAAAUCCACUUGAUGGAUAUGCGUACUGAAGUCUCAUGUAGAGUCACAAGUAGAGCUCAUGUAGAGUCACAAGUAGAGCUCAUGUAGAGUCACAAGUAGAGCUCAUGUAGAGUCACAAGUAGAGCUCAUGUAGAGUCACAAGUAGAGCUCAUGUAGAGUCACAAGUAGAGCUCAUGUAGAGUCACAAGUAGAGCUCAUGUAGAGUCACAAGUAGAGCUCAUGUAGAGUCACAAGUAGAGCUCAUGUAGAGUCACAAGUAGAGCUCAUGUAGAGUCACAAGUAGAGCUCAUGUAGAGUCACAAGUAGAGCUCAUGUAGAGUCACAAGUAGAGCUCAUGUAGAGUCACAAAUAGAGCUCAUGUAGAGUCACAAAUAGAGCUCGGACGAGUCCUUUAUAGAGUCUCAUGUCAGGUCAGGAAUGACCGAGCGAACUUGGAUACUGUGCUGUGGUAUAUUGUUUCAGAUUAACACACGAGGACGUGUGUCACGCAGGAUGGCCGUGUCGGCGUUAGUUAUGAAUUAAGAAGAGAAAUUGAUCAAAUCGGAAAAUAAAAUGAAGUUACAUCACUUCCGUUAUGAAGUUGCAACGCUCCGACGAAAGGUGGCGUACGGCCAGAGCUGCGUGAAAUCGAGGGAGUCACUACAGAGUCGUCGUGUCGAGCGGACGUGCACUGCCGUUCUAGUCGGGCAGUCUACCGCGAACCUUCGUCGUGAACGGACGUGUCGAAUAAUUACGAUCGGAACGUGGAGUGCUAUAGUCGCUCACCUAUAACUUGUAGGGACGUUAAGAAAGUGUGAUCGGAAAAGAGCACCUAGCAAGUACGUUCACAUGUCCCGAUGAUUCGGUCCGAAUGUUGGAACCAUGGGUGGUGGAGGGCCCCUUCGCGCUAACGUCCUUAUGCGCGCUAGAUAACGAGAGACUGUGUAACCGUUACGAAUACUGUGACGUUGCCGUGAGUGUGUACCUUAUGCUGUGACUUUAUUUAAUCGUGAUACAAAAACUAUGUGGAAGUAAAUAAAAUGAUUGUGAUACUGA
This is a messenger RNA of Pectinophora gossypiella (pink bollworm), 5703 nucleotides long. Its product is annotated as tetra-peptide repeat homeobox protein 1-like. The transcript is spliced from 3 exons. Lineage: Eukaryota; Metazoa; Arthropoda; Insecta; Lepidoptera; Gelechiidae. Bases 283 to 1251 code for a protein of 322 amino acids. The record is from RefSeq and is a predicted model, not a curated record.